AUACAUUAAAAAUUAUAUAUUACGUAUACUAUUUAUAUGAACAACAUUUGUUCUAGGAUUGGUCAGUAAAAUUUUUAAAUUGUAAAGAGAGCUAUUCCAUCGCAGAAUUUAACUACAAGAAAGGAAGUGUUCACUCCAAAUAUAUUUAAAAAAAGGAAAAGUAAUAAAAUUGUUAACAGAUCUCUUAUAGAAUCCAUACAAAUGGAAUGAAAAAAGAAAACUGAAGGGACUCUUUCAAAAGUACAAUCAAUGCAGAGUUUGGAAAAUACAAAGCAAGAUGAGCCAAUAAAUAAAAAUAAGCAAGGCAGCGUAGUAGAGGAAUUUGAUUUAAUAAAAAAUUUAAUUAAUAAGUGUGAUAGUUGUAAUUGACAGAAUGAUAGUAUAAUUAAUACCGCUGAAGACAGUUAUAAAGUUACUGAAAAUGAAAAAUCAAACAUUGAUGCAGUAAUUGCAUGUGAAAGUGUUUUAGUAUUGAUGAAAAUGAAUAAAUGGAACUCUCUACGCCGAGAAAUCAUCAGCAUUAGAAGAAAUUAGCUUACAAAAUGCAAAUGUUGCGCAACAAAAAAUUUUAUCUGAAAUUGAACCUAAACUUUGUACUAAUUUAUUAAAAAAUAAUUCAAUGAAGUUAAUGCUUUUAAUAAAAAAUGAUGAUCAGUUAAUAACAUUUACUGGAAUAAAUCAUAGUCUAUUGAGCAGCUUAACAGAAGCAGUGAUACUAUGUGAGAAAAAACACUACACAAACAAGUUUUCUAAUUCAGUACAGGAUAGAAUAGUAUUGUGCUUAUGCAAACUUCAAUUAAAUUUGCCUUUUUCUUGUUUAGCAGUGCUGUUUGGUUUAAAUAGAAAAAGCUGCUCAAAAAAUGUUUAUUACAUGAUUCAAUUAUUGUCUACCAUUUUAAAGAAAGUUAUAUACCGGCCUUCAAAAGAAGAAAUUAUGAAAAGUAUGCCAAAAUGUUUUGAAAAUUUCAAACAAACUCUUAUUGUAUUAGAUUGUACAGAAAUAUCAGUAGAGAAACCUACUUCCUUGAAAUGUUGGUUAAAAUUAUAUUCACACUACAAAGGAUGUGAAACUGUGAAAUUAUUAAUAGGCGUAGCACCUUCUGGGCUAAUUACUUUUCUAAGUGAAGCUUAUGGUGGUCGAGCAUCCGAUAAAACAAUUUUUAAUCAAAGCAAAAUAAUUGAUAAAAUGGAUGCGACAAGAGAUGCAAUCAUGGUGGAUAAAGGUUUUAACAUUAAAAUGGAAUGUCUAGAAAAUAAUGUGCAAUUAAUAAUUCCACCAAAACUUGGGCAAAACACUCAAUUAAAUACAGAUAAAGUAGCACAUACUAAUAAAAUUGCAGCAGCUCGUGUACACGUUGAACGAGCUAUUCAAAGAUUUAAAAUGUUCAAGAUAGUCAAAUGUAAAAUUUCAUGGACAUUGAUUCCUUACAUAGAUGAUAUUUGUACUAUUAUUGCUGGACUUACAAAUUUGAAAAAUCCAAUUCUUGCUGACGACAAAUUUUAAUGUAUUCAAUAAACAACGUAU
Solenopsis invicta (red fire ant) is the source of this 1525-nucleotide messenger RNA. RefSeq lists its product as uncharacterized. The transcript has 2 exons. Lineage: Eukaryota; Metazoa; Arthropoda; Insecta; Hymenoptera; Formicidae. Bases 620 to 1504 code for a protein of 294 amino acids. The record is from RefSeq and is a predicted model, not a curated record.